Molecule: messenger RNA, 2297 nt
Organism: Archocentrus centrarchus (flier cichlid)
Lineage: Eukaryota; Metazoa; Chordata; Actinopteri; Cichliformes; Cichlidae
Gene: trmt1l
Product: tRNA methyltransferase 1-like
Exons: 16
Coding region: 76-2103 (675 amino acids)
Biological process (GO): tRNA N2-guanine methylation
Cellular component (GO): nucleus
Molecular function (GO): tRNA (guanine) methyltransferase activity; RNA binding
Source: RefSeq, a predicted model, not a curated record
AAUGCCCAUUGACGACGCGCUUUACGUAAAAAACGUAGAAGACAACAUUUCCUGUACAUGUUUCUGUAGUUUGUAAUGGCGGAGCUUAAAGAGGCGGAUGCUAUUCAGCUACACCUGGAGGAUGUUGAUAAUAAAAGUGGGGAGAGUGGAGGUGCACCUUUGGCUUCUGAGCAGACUGCUGAGCAGACACUGAAGAAUGAAACCAGCACAGAUAGUGAUGCCAAACCCUCAACUACAACUGCUGAGAGACACAUCUCCAUCCAAACCAAACUGGAGGGCCUUGAGAUGCUGGUUGACCUCAGUGGUGCUGGACGGAAAUUGUGUCCUCUGUGCCCUGAAGAGAAAUUUAAAGCCUGUUAUAGCCACAAACUCCGCCGACACUUGCAGAACCUCCAUUGGAAAGUCUAUGUAGAGUUUGAAGGCCACAGGAUGUGCAUCUGCCACCUGGCCUGCAGAAAUCUGAAGCCCAGCCUCAGUGGAGAUCAUGCAUUGGGGAGACAUGUUGCUCACUACCACUGCCUAGUGUGUUCUGUCACCAUCGCUAGAAAGACGGACAUGAUCAGCCACUUGAAACGUCAUGUGAAUAAAGGGGAGACUGAGGCUAGCUACUCUGGGAGCUCAGGUGUCCUGUUCGAAGAGCCAAGUUCAUCAGGUCAAGCCUAUGAAAUCAUGAAAGAACUUGGAACAAACGUUCAGCUCCUCCCGAACCACACCACUCCACAGAAGAGUGACACUUACUUCAACCGCAAGAUGAAGACCAACAGGCAGCUGGUAUUUUGUUCAUUGGCUGUUUUGGCCGAGGAGAGAACCCCGCUCGAAUGUCUGGAUGCUUUUGGAGCGACAGGCAUCAUGGGCCUCCAGUGGGCGAAGCACCUUCUUAAUGUCGUGAGAGUUACUAUAACAGAUAUCAGUGAGUCAUGUGUCAAAAUGAUCAAAGAGAAUUGCAAGCUAAACAACAUCCGAGUGGACGGAGGCACACGAGUUCCUCGAGUGUCCGAUGGGGCCAAUGGCGAGGCUGAAGGAGUGCCCAUUGCUACUGUAGAGGUUGCCAAGAUGGAUGCCAACGUCAUCAUGCACCUCCGCCCUUUUGACUACAUUCACCUGGAUCCAUUCGGUACAGCAGUGAACUACUUGGAUGCUGCCUUCAGAAACGUCCGCAACCUGGGCAUCAUCUCUGUGACGUCCACAGACACAGGCUCCCUUUACGCCAAGUCCCCCAACGUUACCCUGCGUCACUAUGGCUGCCACAUUGUACGUACUGAGUACUACAAAGAGCUGGCAGCACGUAUGGUCGUGGCAACUGUGGCCAGAGCGGCGGCGCGAUGUAACAAAGGCAUUGAGGUGCUGCUGGCGGUGGCAUUGGAGCAUUUUGUGCUAGUGGUGGUGAGAGUCCUCAGAGGUCCCAUGCAAGCUGAUGAGUCAGCCAAGAAGUUACAAAAACUGGUGCACUGUCAGUGGUGUGAGGAGAGAGUGUUCCUCAAACAGGGAAACAUGGUGGAUGACACACUACCCUGUAACUGUCAUGGAAGUCUGCCUGGAAAGACAGCAGUGCAGCUGGGACCUCUAUGGUCUGGUCCUCUGUUUAACACAGGCUUCCUGAGGAGGAUGCUGUCUGCAGCGAUGAAGCACAGUAUGGAUGACAUCCAGCCGCUCGUCAAAACUCUAAUCUGUGAGUCUGAGUGCACCACCCUCAAGUCUUUAGUCCAUGGGCCAUCUGCUCUCACCAACCAAGUGGAGUGUGGUGUUGUCAUUAAGACCUUACAGAGCAGAGAGGAGUCAGGUGCUGCUGAUCAGUCUGGAAAGCGGAAGAUUGGAGAUGAGUCUGGGAAUUUGGUGAAGAAGCUUAAGUCUGAUACCUCUCUUGAUCACCCGCCAUUCUACUAUAGCAUCCAUCGCCACAGCAUUCGAGGCAUGAACAUGCCCAAGUUGAACAAGUUCCUUCAGUACCUGACAGAGGCCGGCUUCAGAGUGAGUCGGACUCACUUUGAUCCAACAGGGGUUCGAACGGAUGCUACACUGCUGCAGUUUAAAGCUGUCCUUACAAAGUACAGCAUUCCCACAUGUACCAACGCCAGCACCAUGAGCAUGGAGAAAACCGUGUAAGCAAAGAAAAGGCAAACAGAGACUUAAGACUUUACUCCUCGACACCUGAAAGGAAAUUGUAUUUCUUUGCUUCUUUACACCUGAACUAACUUCUGACAUGACAUUCAAAAUGUGGUUUUAUUGAACAAACUAUAAUCAAACACAACCUCAAGUUACAUAUUUUCCUAUUAAAACACAAAUCCAUGUGAUCCAGA